UCAUCUCAGUGUGUGUGUGACUGCAGCCUGAUUAACACACCCUCCUCCUGCUCACCAUCACACACACACACACACGCUCCUGAACACAAACAAUUUAACUUUUUAUAAACUUUUUCUUGCGUAAAUCCGCCAUUAUGGAUCUGGACCCGGCCGUUAUCAUUCCCGCAAUCCUCUUCACCGUCGUCGCCAUCUACUUCGCUUCGUCGCUCCUGAGCAAGAAGCCCGACGCCUCCUCCUCAGCCGGGAAAAAGAAGCCCAAAGUCGGCUACGGAGAUGACAUCCCUCCCUCCAGAGCUCUGGGUCAACAUCUCCCACCGGCGCCCAAACCCGAGCCUCCUGCCCCGGCUGUGGAGACGAUUAAACCCGUUGAAAAGAUCCAGGAGACACCAGUGAAGGCUGCCCCAGAACCAGUUCCUGAACCAGUUAAAGUACCAGAGCCUGUACCAGAACCAGAGCUUGUACAGGAAACAAUUGCAGUAGAAGAAGUAGCUGCAGUGCCAGAACCUAUCCCAGAACCAGAGCCAGUAUCAGAACCCGAACCCGUCCCUGAACCUGCUGCAGUCCCAGAACCAGAACCAGUACCGGAGCCUGAACCAGUCCCUGAACCUGAAGUAGUCGUAGCAGAGCCUGAACCAGAGCCCGUGGUCGAGCCUGAACCCGAACCCGAACCCGAACCCGUUGUGGAGGAGUCCCUACCUGAGCUGAUCCAGGAAUCCACAGAAGACCGCUUCCCCACCCCUGAACCUCUCGUAGAGGCGUCACCUGAGCCCGAACCUGAACCAGAACUAGAGGCCGACCUGGACAACGACGUGGCCGCAGCUGAAGAUUCAGUGAAGUUCACUCCGGGAAAGAAACAGAGCAAGUUUGAGACGCUGAUGACCAAGGAGGAGAUCGAAGAGGAGCAGAGGAUAGAGCUUACAUCUGAUUUUACUUCUCUAUAAUCAACCUCAGCAGACACACAGGGUGUUAGGAAGGACAUGGGUGCAACAGGAGCAGCUGGCGGCCAUCUUUCUUCUGCUGAGGGAGAACCAGGAGGCGCUGGGGGAGGUGACGGAGGGAGACAUGGAGGAGCAGAUGAAGCUGUACUCGCUCUGAGACGCACUUUAAACUCUAAACACCUGAAUGUAAAUACAUUUUAAAUAAAACCUGUGGAUGUAAAGAUGGAGUCUGGAGGACGAUUCAGAUUUUUUUUCAGGCGUUCACUUUUAUAUCCAACAGCAAUUUUUUCUGAUCAAUGUUGCAACGAAGAUGAUGAUGAUGAUGAUGAUGACGCUGACGCUGUAAAUUAGAGUUAUUUAAAUAUGACGGGGAAUCGAUGAAAUGUCUUCUGGGUUUUACUUUUAUUAGGGGUCUGUUUCUUUCUUUUAAAGCCGUUUUGGACGCCCCUCGGUUUGCCAGGCAAACAUCAAACCAGCAGGUGUUGCACAUCAUGUUGUCCAUAUUAGGGACUGUUUCUGAGCUUCCCGCCAUUUUUACUUCUCUCAAACGUCUCAAACGUCUCAAACGUCUCGACUCUGACACUCGGAUAUCAUCGACUCUUCACUCUCGUAAUUACGACUUUGGAGGGUUGUUCAUGUGCUCAUAACGGCACAUGGAGGCAGCGUAGGACUACAAAAUCAUGUUCGGCUGUGAGUGGUGCAUUUUGGGUAAUGUAGUGUUUUGUGAAUGUCUGUGUUUCCCUCAUGUUUUCCCCAGAUAGAUCAUGUUGAUUUGGCUUUUGUGUGUAGGUUUAUUAAUGUUUUUAUUUGAGUUUCAUUUUAAAUCGAUUGUAUUUUUUUUCUUAUGUUUAUAAAUGUAAAAACAUUUUGACUGUAGGGUUGUGAUUAUGUUGAUUUAAUUUCACUGAAAAGUUCAUUUUUAGAGGAGGAGAAGAAGAAGAAAAACAUAUCAAGGUCGUGUUCUGGUUUCCAACUAAAGCAAAGCUGACGGAAACAAACAGGCCUCUGUACAAAUAUACUUGAAAUAAAUCCAUGUGUGGAGAGAAAGG
Messenger RNA from Labrus mixtus (cuckoo wrasse), 1987 nucleotides. RefSeq names its product FILIA-N KH-like domain-containing protein. Lineage: Eukaryota; Metazoa; Chordata; Actinopteri; Labriformes; Labridae. The coding region runs from base 135 to 941 and encodes 268 amino acids. The transcript has 5 exons. The record is from RefSeq and is a predicted model, not a curated record.